CGCGCCCCCAUCCACUGGGCGUCGUCGCGGGGCUCGACCGAGAUCAUGGAGAUGCUGAUCGCCGCCAAGUGCGACAUCGAGGCCAACGACAAGUACGGCAUGCGGCCCCUGCUCAUGGCCGCCUGGCACGGCCACAGCGACGCCGCAAAGAUGCUCAUCAACUGCGGGGCCAGCGUCAACGCCGUCAACAAGGUAACGACUGGGGCAAUCAGCGCGCCCCGGCGACGGCCGCGAGCGAGCUGAAUGACACAGCUCCGCGCCGUCCUCCUUCCUUCCUUCAGUCUCGCUAUCGCUCUCUCUGUUUCUCUCUCUCUGUCUCUCUUUUCCUGUUUCUCCCUCUCGGGCGCCGGCGCCGCUAUUCAGCGCUCACCACUACUUUGUGACGGGAUUACUCGCGGGGAUUUCCUCGUCAAUGAGAUGGGGAGGGGCGUGGAGGGCCGUACGGCGCACAGCACUAUCGCCACUUUG
This is a messenger RNA of Frankliniella occidentalis (western flower thrips), 468 nucleotides long. RefSeq names its product myotrophin-like. Gene Ontology annotation, molecular function: protein binding. The transcript is spliced from 2 exons. NCBI's taxonomy places the organism in Eukaryota, Metazoa, Arthropoda, Insecta, Thysanoptera, Thripidae. Bases 46 to 243 code for a protein of 65 amino acids. The record is from RefSeq and is a predicted model, not a curated record.